GUUCAACAAACCACCCGGUUUUUUCCACGCUCUACAGAUUGUUGUCACCAAAUAUUAAUUACAAAUUAACAUCUGGAGUUGUGAAUGCAGUUAAUUCUGAUUUCAGAUUUAAUUGUGAAGAGUUUUAAGUAAAUCCCUGCUGUAAAUCUAUAAACGCAAGCGGAAAGUGGAGUUCUUUCACGGUUGGUCAAACAAAACAUGGUCAAAGCUGCAACUUCUUUCAAUAUGGAAUCCAUUGAAAAACGAACCAAUGAAGCAGAACAAGAAGCUGAAAAAAUUUCGCAAUCUGUGAACCAAUUGGUGCAAGCGGAGGUUGAUAAACUUCAGAAGGAAAAUGAUAAGCUCAAAUAUCGCGUGAAAAUGCUCAAACGAGCUUUCGAAGACGAGGACAAGAAGAUUGUCACCCAUAUGCGUGACAUUGUGCAAAUUUUGCGCUUAUACUGUACUUUUGCUGUUAAUAAGGCUUAUCCUGAAGCUCCUCCAGUUCCUGUUCAAGUGACACAAGCUACCAACGUAAAAUUCGGAGAUUAUCAAUGCAACGUUGCUCCACGAUUGGCUGGGAUUUUAAAGUCUAGUCCACGAGAAGUCGGAAUGGAAAUCUUGAAAAACUUCCCUGAAAAUCCUGACUUGAUUGAAAAAAUUGAGGUAGCUGGGCCCGGGUUCAUCAACAUUUUCUUGACCAACAAGUUUCUAGUUGACGAAACUAUCAACAUAUUUGUGAACGACGUAAAGUUAGCUCCACUUGUAGCCAAGAAAAAAGUCGUGAUAGAUAUGUCUGCUCCAAAUGUUGCGAAAGAAAUGCACGUCGGACAUCUUAGGUCUACCAUAAUUGGAGAAAGUAUUUCUCGGCUAAUGACGUUUUUGGGAUAUGAAGUUGUUCGUGUAAAUCAUAUCGGAGAUUGGGGAACACAAUUUGGAAUGCUAAUUGCUCACCUUAAGGACAAGUUUCCUGAUUAUUUAUCUGAGGGAUAUAAUUUUCCUGUUAGUGAUUUACAAGGAUUUUACAAGGAAUCCAAGAAACGUUUUGAUGAGGACGAGGACUUUAAAAAACGGGCAUAUGGAUGUGUUGUGGAAUUGCAAGGUCACAAGCCUGAAAUCUUGAAAGCUUGGAAUAUGAUUUGUGACGUGUCACGGAAAGAAUUUUCCAAAAUUUAUGAACGAUUUGAUAUUAAAAAUCUCACUGAGAAAGGAGAAUCGUUCUAUCAAUCAAGAAUGGAAAUUUUGGUCAAAGAAUUUGAAGCUCAAGGAUUACUUAUUGAUGAUUGUCCAGAAGGGGAUGGUGCACUGACGGGUGUACGAAAAAUUAUGUUUGGGGACAAGACUAAAGUCCCACUAAUAAUUGUGAAAUCUGACGGUGGAUUUACCUAUGACACGUCCGAUAUGGCCACAAUCAAGUAUCGUGUGCAAGAAGAACAAGGAGACUGGUUGAUUUAUGUAGUCGAUGCUGGACAGUCUAAUCACUUUCAGACAAUUUUCGACUGCGCAGAAAAAGUUGGGAUCUUGGACCCAUCAAAAGUUCGCGUGGAUCAUGUCGAAUUUGGCGUUGUACUCGGGGAAGACAAAAAAAAGUUUAAAACUCGAUCAGGAGACACGGUGAGAUUGGCCGAUUUGUUGGACGAAGGUAUUAAACGGGCUGAAGAAAAGUUAAGGGAAAAGGGUAGAGACAAAGAAAUGACACCAGAGGAAUUCGAUGAAGCCAAAGCUGCUGUGGCAUACAGUUCUAUUAAGUACGCUGACUUGUCACGUAAUAGGAACCAUGAAUACGUCUUUUCUUAUGACAGGAUGUUGGAUGAUAAAGGAAAUACCGCAGUCUACCUCUUGUAUGCAUUCACUCGUAUCUCGUCUAUUGCUCGUAGAGCUGGUGUCACACUAGAACAAUUAAAGGAAUAUGCUAAAACCAAACCCAUCCAGCUUUCUCAUGAAAAGGAGAUAAAGUUGAUGAAAACGCUGUUACAAUUUCCCGAGAUAAUUGAAACUUCAACCAAUAAUCUUUUCAUUCAUCCAAUUUGUGAACUCCUCUACGACAUUGCUACAUCAUUUUCCGAGUUCUAUGAUACCUGUUAUUGCAUUGAAAAGGACAAAGCAGGAAAUACUACAAAAAUCCACAUGGAGCGCCUUAUUCUGUGCGAAGCUACAGCCAACAUCUUAAAAGCCGGAUUUAAUAUUGUUGGGUUGAAAUAUGUAGGAAAGAUGUAAUACUA
Molecule: messenger RNA, 2201 nt
Organism: Folsomia candida
Lineage: Eukaryota; Metazoa; Arthropoda; Collembola; Entomobryomorpha; Isotomidae
Gene: ArgRS
Product: arginine--tRNA ligase, cytoplasmic
Exons: 13
Coding region: 199-2196 (665 amino acids)
Biological process (GO): arginyl-tRNA aminoacylation
Cellular component (GO): cytoplasm
Molecular function (GO): arginine-tRNA ligase activity; ATP binding
Source: RefSeq, a predicted model, not a curated record